AUGUCAGUAAAGCCUAUAGACACAUUCAUUAGUAACUCACUUCAAUUGCUUUCCGCUAAUCCGUCGCAAACAUCAAUUUCGUUUACGUAUAAGAACAAAAACGUUGAUGACAAGCAGUAUUCUCACGUAACGUUCAAGACACGCAAUAGUCACCUAGGGUUAAAUUGUAAGUUCAGAACGAAAAAAUCCAAGGAUGUUUCACGUCUACUUAGUGCUUUAGGCCCAAGAGGAGUAAAUAUUGUUACUUCAAGUAUUGAGAAGAAGAAGAUAAAACAAAAGAGCAAGGACGUAGUGGGUAUGGCUACGUUACUUGUAAAUACAGAAGUCAAGGAAUAUAUACCGGAAUCGGCAACGGUUGGUGGAGGAUCUUCAUCAACAGUUAAUAAUGUCAAAAGUAAGAAGAGCAAGAAGAAGGGCAAGAAGCGCUGA
Eremothecium sinecaudum is the source of this 429-nucleotide messenger RNA. RefSeq names its product signal recognition particle subunit SRP21 (gene SRP21). Bases 1 to 429 code for a protein of 142 amino acids. Lineage: Eukaryota; Fungi; Ascomycota; Saccharomycetes; Saccharomycetales; Saccharomycetaceae. The transcript has a single exon. The record is from RefSeq and is a predicted model, not a curated record.